This is a messenger RNA of Dreissena polymorpha, 3132 nucleotides long. RefSeq lists its product as uncharacterized. The transcript has 2 exons. Bases 217 to 1560 code for a protein of 447 amino acids. Lineage: Eukaryota; Metazoa; Mollusca; Bivalvia; Myida; Dreissenidae. The record is from RefSeq and is a predicted model, not a curated record.
UCGUUAGUCGACAACUGCCUAUGAGUGUCAACCUUUCAGCACGCUUUCUAUUAUCAGAAAACUUUAUCAGUGAUGAAAAAUUCAGAGUUGCUUUUAGUUAACCAACAACACGAUUUUCUUCAUCGGGAGCGCGUUAACUGACUGUAUUUGCAAUCGGGACAUAGCGUCGAAUAAUACAGACAACACCACAGUUGGCUAAAUCGUGCAUGCGGUACGAUGGCAAACUCAGUUCACAUCCAGUGUCAAGAAAGUUUCCUAGAAUGUCAAAUCUGCAUAGAAAGAUUCAAGGACCCACGCAUUUUACCAUGCCAGCACUCGUUCUGUAAGUCAUGCUUAGAAAAACUGAUAACAAACGAUUGUUUAAACGAAGAGAAGGCGAUCCUGAACAGAAUUUUUAAAUGUCCAACGUGCAGGAAAAAAUGUAAAGUAAGAGGAGAAGAUAAUAUUAAUUUCGAUGACACGUGGAAGGCCUUUCCGAAAAGUCUAACAUUGGCCAAUAUUAUCGAAGAAGCUUCAAACUUGCAGUCUGCGAAGACAAAAUCUUCUACUCCUAUGGAUAAAACAAAAAUCCGUAUCAGAACAAUCCGUGACCAACAGCGCAAAGCAAAAGUGUCAGCAUUUCGCCGACAGAACGCAUUUUACAGUGGUGAGUCCAUCGACACAAACAAUUUUGGCCGGACGAUUGACGAAGCGAUACUUUUUGACGACCAAUCGAACAAUAUGGACCAAACAAGAUUUUCGGAACAUGUAAGAGCGCUCAACUUGCAAGUAAAUGAUAAAACAAAUAGACAUACCGUUAAGCGCAAAGAGGUCGCCACCUUUAACCCAUACCAUACAGCAACAAGGGCCUCAAUCUAUUAUGAUCAUACUUUCUCUCAACGGACCUUCAAUAGUGCCGAAAGAUCAUUUGGUGGCAUGGUAUCUGUAAAUAACCUUAGACGUAUUUCAGCCUCAGCAACUAAUAGAAACCAAAGCUGCUUGUGGAGGUGUGUUCGUGCCGUACAAUUUGUUUUGGGCUAUAUGUUAUAUUUAAUUAUGUUUACAUUAUGUUUUUCUCCGCUUUUGGUCAUGCUAAACUUAAUCAAAGACGUGAAACUCCCUGGCAUUUAUAAAUUGACAAAGAGCAUAUUUACGGGAUAUACAUAUGUUUUUAUAAUAUUUUAUUACAUCAGAGUGUUAAUUAUCCUUUCGUGGAACGAAGUGUCUGUUUUUUCAGCAGUAUUGCAGUUCUGUCUGCUAUAUUUUAUAAUGUGGAAACUAGUAAUCCCCUGUAUGUUCCAAGGACGCAUCUGCCAACGCGAAGAAUUUAGCUUUACUAAUCGAAUAUGCUCUAUACUCGUGUUGAUUGAGAAUGUGCAUUUAGCCAUUGCAUACAGUGGUAUCUUUUACAAAGCAAUGCACCUUAAUUUUAAACCGCUACUGUGGAUAUGUCUAGCAUAUUUUGGAGAAUUUUGCGUGCAAUUGUUCUUUCUCCCUUACAUUGAAAGCUCACAUUACAUUGAUAUCACCUUUAGGGGUGUUGCCUCAGAUUUAUACGUCGGGAUUAGUUCGACCUAUUGAGAUUUGUUACAACCAGUCGAGAUUAGGUAAAACUGUCGGUAUAAGUCGAUCAUAUCACCAUAAAACAAAUGUAUGCGAAUGUUUUACAACUUGUUUUCAGACAUUUUCCGGCAUUAUUUGGUCUAUGUAAGUUAAUACAAGAAGUUAUUGAAAUCAUAUCAACAAAUGUUCAAUAAGAUGAAUUAUCAUCUGUUCUGCUGAAAUUAUGACAUAAAACAUACCUUUACAAAGAUUAUGGAUGUCGAACCUUAAAUUGAAACACAUUCUUUAAGAGACACUUUCUUUGUAGGCCCGUCAUUGUCGCUUUCAUUUAUCUGCACUUAAGUUGAGUUUGCUCAAUUGGUGCGUCUGUCAAAAUAUUGUAUAUUUUAAUAAAUUUAUAUGUUUUUAUAUAUAAUUUUACAUAAAAAAUGGUCGAUGACAAUAAUAGUGUUGUUUAUGAUGAGAAAAACCCACAUUAAUUAGUUUGCCAAAUGCAUUUAUAUAUUGAUUUUUAAAAUCUAAAAAAAAGUGUUUUAAAAAGUAAGAAUUGUAUUGUUUUAUCUGCUACAUGGCAAUCUGAAUACCUUGAUUUCUAAACAUUUAUCUUAUCAUAUUAUGUCACGUAUGAUUGGCGAAAUGACUUAAUUUUCAUUCGAUUUUAAUUGCUGUAUAACUGAUAACAAACGACUUACUUUCCAACUUUUAUCAUUCAUUAAGGUUUUUACACAGUUUUAAUUAAAACGAGCUUUUUACAUAAUUGCAAAUACAUUUUAAAUCAUUUUUGUAAUUUGUUAUUAACACCCCUCUUGGAUGUAAACUACAUAAAUACAUUUUACCUACAAUAUCCAAUUUGAUAUUGUACAUUUUAUAAAUGUAUUCACAAGGAAUUUCAUUUACUUCUACAUUUUGUGUAUGCUUAAUGCAUAAAAAAUGACAACUUUAAACAUGUUUUAAUAAAUGUAAAAGUAAAGAAAUAAUACAAAUUGCAAAGGCUGCGUAAAAUUUUUUUACAACACAAAAGACAUUUUCACAAAGAUUAUCCUAUUAAUUAUGUUUUUAAGCAAAGGUUGGGGAAAGUGAUUUUACAAGCGAUUCUGUAUACUUAACAUUGGACCUUAAAUUAUGACAAUGACUUUGGUCAUUUGGUAUCUAAUUCCAGCGUUUGCCACUCCCACUGCUUCACUGAAUCAGUAUGUUUCAAACUUUAGCCUCAUUAUGUGCAGUAUGUGUAGAUCAUAUUCACAAUUGCGAUUACGCUUUGACCUUGCAUUGUGAUUUCGACCUGGGUCUUGUUCUUGCAACUUCUCCAAACAAAGCUUCACAAUGUGUUAGAGGUGCUUUCUCAUAUGUUCAUUUGACAUUAAAAUUUGUGACUUGGUUGUUGCAUUUUACAUCCUUCGAUAUUGUUGCCAUGUUUCUUCAGCCAGAAAACCGUUCACGAUUAAUAAAAUUGUCCUCUAAAACGAUUUGAACUUGAACUGUUAACUACAUGUAUAACUAAAUUCUUGAGACCAUGUUUCUUUACGUGAGAGAUCAAUGCACAAUGAUUGUCGCCUCUGAACAGACUAAUAAAAAAUAAUCAAAGCUCAA